AUGCUUGGAGAGGUAUCAGAGCGAAGGACCGCAGAAAAGGAUCUAAUCCAGGGCGAGCAGGCGGGGCUCCCAGCGUCUCUGCAGUCCCAGUCGGGCGUGUCCUGCGCGGUGCACCAACCGGAGCCACAUUCAAGUGUCUGCACCUCUGCGCCGGAACCGAAGGUCUCUCAGCGGCCGCGCCGUCCGCGGCAUCCCGCGCACCCUUUUCCUCAGGCUCCGGCCCCUUUGCCUCUCCUACCCUACCCCGCCUGCCGCGCGGAGGUGGCUCCUCCUCAGGUGGCCGGCCAGGGGCCUCCCCCAGCAGACCUGUCACCCGACACCCAGGAAGCGCGGCCCCAUCCCGGCUCCUCUUUGUUCCCCCGCGGGCUCCGCGCUCGGGCGCCGCCUCCUCCCGCCUCGCGCUGUGGAGGUUCGGGGCGUCCCUCUUGGCCCGACCCGGGUGCGGCCCAGGUUCCGUCCAUCUGGCCCGUUCUGAACCAGGGCCCUUUUUGCCUGGUUCCUCCCGUGUGGACUCCGUGCGGAGCUGGGAGGCGGCGGUGCUCUCAACUCCGAGCCGGCGCAGGUGAGGACCGAGUUUCCUGCGUUCUGCCGGACUUCGCAAAUCUCUUGAGGAUUAAAGCCCGAUUUUCCUCCUGGAGGCCAGGUGGCGGGUGUCUGCGCUACGCCCUUGGUUCUCUAGCGGGGUCACUGGGCUCCACCGAGUGCGCACCACCCUCUGCCAGCCCCGCAGUGAGCCCGACCGGUACCAAGUCGGCAGGUCUCCCAGCCUAGGCUGAACCUCCCAAGAAAUCUGUUCUGACCGUAGACCGAGCGCACCAAAGGAACGUUGCCCCACGUCCAGCGCUGAGCCGAGAGGGGCCAGAGCAUUUCCUGUGAGGCUCUUGUUUUGAAUCCUGGCCGCCAAGCUGCAGCCUCCUCCGCUGGUUUCUUUACCACUCAUCGUGGCCCCUUCAUGCCUUGGAGGCCCUGUCCCUGCUACUGGGGAGGGGGAAGUGGGC
This is a messenger RNA of Molossus molossus (Pallas's mastiff bat), 998 nucleotides long. Its product is annotated as translation initiation factor IF-2-like. The transcript is spliced from 4 exons. Bases 1 to 771 code for a protein of 256 amino acids. The record is from RefSeq and is a predicted model, not a curated record. NCBI's taxonomy places the organism in Eukaryota, Metazoa, Chordata, Mammalia, Chiroptera, Molossidae.